ACACUGCUAUUUUUGAAAGUUUAAAAUACUGUCACCUCUCACCUCUGCAAAAUCAAAAAAUUUCACCUGUCUACUCCUAAGAACUUUGAUAUUUCCAUAAAAGCCAUCAAAAUUGUUACUUUGAGUAACCAAUUAGAGUUUUUUUUCCUUUUUAAAUUUCCAAAAUAGCAAAAAUUGCUCUAAACAUAGGCUUAAAAACACCUCAUAGACUUCUUGAAGAGAAAUUCAUAUUUUUAUUACAAAAAUGUAAAACUAUAAAUCAAGUUAAAGAAAUUCAAACCCAAAUUAUAACUCAAUGUAAUGGUAAUACUAAGUACAUUAUCCCUUCUUUUUUGUUAAAAUGUAUGGAAUUCAAAGAAAUUUGUUAUGCACACAAAGUGUUCGAUAAAAUGCUUGAGUUAGAAGAUGCUUCUCCUUUUAACAUAAUGUUUAAAGGGUAUAUUCAGAAUGAUAUGUACAGGGAUGUAGCAGUGUCGUUUCGUCGUAUGAUGAAGGAAAAUGUUAGGCCAAAUUGCUUUACAUUUCCUAUGGUUUUGAAGUCUUGUGGAAAGUUAUUGGCUUUAGUAGAAGGUCAAGAAGUGCAUUGUGUCGUGUUAAAGGUUGGUUUUUUGAGAAAUAGUUAUGUGGGUAGUGCUUUGAUUGAUAUGUAUUCGAGCGUUGGACGAGUUAAAUGUGCUUAUAAGGUGUUUAAUGAGAUGGUUAUGAGGAAUGUGUUUACGUGGACUAGUAUGAUCAAUGGAUAUGUUGCUAAUGGUGAUUUGGUGUCUGCAAGAAUGCUUUUUGAGUUGGCGCCUGAGCGAGAUGUUGUGUUGUGGAAUAGGAUGAUUACGGGGUAUAUUGAAUGUCGAGAUAUGGAAGAGGCUCGAAAGCUUUUUGAUGUGAUGCCAAACAAGGAUGUGAUGUCAUGGAAUACUUUGUUGAAUGGUUAUGGCAAUAAUGGGGAUGUUGAGGGGUGUGAGAGUCUUUUCGAAGAGAUGAAAGAGAGAAAUAUUUUUUCGUGGAAUGGUUUGAUUGGAGGGUAUGCUCAUAAUGGACGUUUCACUGAGGUUAUUGACGCGUUUAAAAGGAUGUUAAAUAAGUUUGAUGUGAAGCCUAACGAUGCCACACUUGUGAACGUUUUGUCUGCUUGUACGAGAUUAGGUGCUCUUGAUUUGGGUAAGUGGGUGCACGUAUAUGCUGAGAAUAAUGGGUAUAAGCACAAUGUGUAUGUUGCCAAUGGGUUGAUCGAUAUGUAUGCGAAAUGUGGGGUGGUUGGUAAUGCAGUUGAGGUGUUUCGGAGCAUGGAUAGAAGAGAUUUGAUUACCUGGAACACGAUCAUUAAUGGCUUAGCAGUGCAUGGUCGGGGUAGUGAUGCCUUGAGUUUGUUUGCCGAGAUGAAGAGCUCUGGAGUAAAACCGGAUGGAAUUACUUUUAUUGGAGUGUUAUGUGCGUGUUCUCACAUGGGAUUAGUCGAAGAUGGGUUCGCCUAUUUUAAUACGAUGAAGAACGAGUAUUCCAUCGUGCCUCAAAUUGAGCAUUAUGGUUGCAUGGUUGAUCUAUUAGGCCGAGCUGGUCUUUUGGAACAGGCUAUGAAUUUUGUGGAGAAGAUGCCUAUACAAGCUGAUACUGUCAUUUGGACGGCAUUACUUGGCGCGUGUAGAGUAUACAAAAACAUCGACUUUGCAAGACUAGUUCUCCAGAAACUUAUUGAGCUUGACCCGAAAAACCCUGCAAAUUACGUUAUGCUUGCAAAUAUCUGUGGUGAUGCUCGGAGGUGGAAAGACGUGGCUGAAAUGAAAGUGGCGAUGAGGGACACUGGAUCGCGGAAGGUUCCAGGAUGCAGCUUGAUUGAGGUCGAUGAUGAAGUGGCUGAGUUCUAUUGCUUCGAUGAGAGACAUUCCAAAUCAAAAGAGAUAUAUGGAGCCUUGAGAAGCUUGAUGAAGGCAUUAAGAUCAUCUAGCCAAGAAAAUCCAUUAUUUUUAAUGGAUUAAAAGUUCGAUUUCUUCGAUCAGAAUCUCUUUCAAAUGUUUCAUCAGGAUCACCGCAGUUGAAAGCUCAUCCACUACAGGCUUCAGAUGACGGUAAAUGAGGUAAGUGUUGUAUUAUUAACUUGAGGUCGUUGUAGGAACCAAUAAACUUCAUAAGUUUCUUAUUUUUUGCCAACUUCAAGGAUCUAUCCUUGGUUCUUCCGCGGUUAGGGUCAGUAAUAUCUUUUUGCCACAUGAUAUUCCGAAAAGUAAAUUCCAGUGUCAACAUUGUGAAGUUAUGAUAUACUAAUUAAAUCGGUGA
Molecule: messenger RNA, 2268 nt
Organism: Capsicum annuum
Lineage: Eukaryota; Viridiplantae; Streptophyta; Magnoliopsida; Solanales; Solanaceae
Product: pentatricopeptide repeat-containing protein At3g29230
Exons: 1
Coding region: 345-1970 (541 amino acids)
Biological process (GO): RNA modification
Molecular function (GO): RNA binding; protein binding
Source: RefSeq, a predicted model, not a curated record